This is a messenger RNA of Halichondria panicea, 2467 nucleotides long. RefSeq names its product condensin-2 complex subunit D3-L-like. Lineage: Eukaryota; Metazoa; Porifera; Demospongiae; Suberitida; Halichondriidae. Gene Ontology annotation, cellular component: condensed chromosome, centromeric region; condensin complex. Gene Ontology annotation, molecular function: histone binding. Gene Ontology annotation, biological process: meiotic chromosome condensation; mitotic chromosome condensation. The transcript has 15 exons. The record is from RefSeq and is a predicted model, not a curated record. The coding region runs from base 94 to 2364 and encodes 756 amino acids.
CUGAACCCAUCCUUGUUGUGUUUUCGUAUUGCUACUUGAACUAAUGUACCUGUAUUGCAUCUACUACCCCUCCCUCACACAGAGGACCUGGUUAUGAUGCUGGGAGGGUUCAAGUUGAUACCUCCUGUUAUCCAGGCAACCAUGCACACUCUCUGUAAGAUAUGCACUGCCCUCACCACCAAGAAACAGAACCAGUCUACCCUGAAUGCGUGGUGUCUGCCCCUCCUCCAACGCUGCGAGGACUACCUCUCCACGCUUGUACGACAGCACAGGGACACACCCACCGGAGCAAGCACUAAUCUGAGUGACGAAUCAGAGCAGGAGGCUAUCCGCUACCUCUUCACACUCGGGGAAGUGGCUCAUGCAUGCCCUGAGCACACCUCUCACCAUGUUGGUCGUCUGGUGCAGUCCAUCCUGUUAGCCUCCUUUGAUCUGACUGGGGGUGAGAGGUCAGAGGUCGAUAGUGACGGGUUGUCAGGACUGGCAGGAUUGAAGUUCUCUCCCACUCUCAGAGGACACACCUACCUCACACUAGGGAAGCUGUGUUUGCAUAAUGAGGAGCUAACUAAGCAGAGUGUUGUCCAGAUGGCACAGGAGCUGGAGACCACACCACACCAAACCAUUCGCAACAACCUCAUCAUCAUUCUGUGUGACCUCACUGUCCGUUACUCUGCUAAGGUGGAUCCCUAUAUUGACACCAUCUCAGCUUGUCUCAAGGACCCAUCACUGAUGGUACGUCGCCAGACUCUCACUCUACUGGCCUGUCUACUACAAGAAGACUAUGUCAAAUGGCGAGGGUCGCUCUUCUUUCGUUUUGUGAGCAGUUUGGUGGACCCUGAGCUGAAGAGGUUCGGAGAGUUCUGUCUAGUCCACCUCCUCCUGGCCAGACAUCCCACCAUGUUUUAUCAGCACUUCAUUGAGUGUGUCUUCCACUUCAAUGGCUACGAGAAACAUAAGAUGUACAAUCGUUUCAAACAGAGCCAACGAGAGAAGGAGUUGUUUAGUCUGAGGGGGACUGGCCACGCCCACAAGAGACUCACCAUUUACACCUUUUUACUCUCUCACAUGGCUGACGAACAUCGCCUCCAUCUGAUUGGACGACUGUGUCAGGAGGUGCUGGGUGGUCUUGUUGAUGGAGCAAUCCCAUUGGACAAUGACAGUGUGGGUGUGGUCAAGGACACUCUGGCAAUCCUCGCAUGCAAGGAGAUCAAGCUAUCGUCUCUAAGAAGGAAUGUUGGUGAGGAGUUGGCCGAGGAGGGAGACAAAGUGGGAGCAGCUGUAGCCACCGCACAGACCAAGUUUAUAUCACAGAUUGUCAAGAGGAAUGUGAUAGAGAACCUUGUUCCCGUGGUGAUAGCGGCCAAACACCUACUGGAACGGAACCACUCCCCCCUCCUCAAGGACAUGCUGGCUUAUCUCAAGGAGCUCAUGCAGGACUAUCGUCACGAGAUCAGCGAGGUGCUGGCCUGUGACAAACAGCUGGCUGAGGAGAUUGAGUUCGACCUCAAGCGCUAUGAGGAGGAACAAAGAAAGACAGUGAAGACUCCAGCUGUCGUUACCCCUCAUGCUCAAAUGAGCUCUCCCUUGUUUUCUCCUACUGUUGUGGGUGGGGAAGUUGCCACGGUAACAGCAACCCCUCCGAAACUUCGGACCCCAGGUAGGAGAUCGGCAUGGAAACCAAAGACGACACCCACAAUGACAGCCAAACUGAAGACCCCAUUCAAAGUUCACAUGGCCAUGUCUCCACUGGUCAUGACUCAGCGUAAAGCUCCACAGCCUCACAACCACACCACCCCCCGUCACACCAAACACGCCCCCACACACACCCUCAUCAAGGACGUCUCCUCUCCUGCUGCCGCUAGAGCCAGAGCUAAGACAGUCAACAACUUUAACGGCAGUGUGAAGAAGCAGUCACACAUCCCCCUACAGAGGGCAGUGCUGCUCUCCACAGCUCGUAAGAAUGUUACUCACAGAGACAAUGGAUGUGCUCCAUUCACUGUGACUGACCCUGACCAGACACAACUACCUGGGAGGUCAGCCAGCACUCCUCAUGGUCUCCGUGAGUCCAUCUCCUUCAACGUGAGCUCGUUAGUGCCCCCCUCCCCCAUACCCCCAAACACCGCCCUCACUAGUUACACACCCUCACAAAACCUGGCCUUCAAAUCUGUCAACAUGGGUGUCUCCAUCAACAUCACUAAGGUGGACUUGAGUGGGCAGGGGCACAAGAAGAGGCGUAGUGUGAGGGGUGUGGGUGUGAGGGCGGUAGGGCCAGUGAUGAAGCUUCGGAGAGAUGUGGACAUCUUAAUGGCAUCACCCGACAAAGAGCCCGAGAAACUGAAAAAGUGGAAAGUGAAACUGAAGUAGUAGCUGUAGAUAGUACAUCAACUGAAUAAUUAGAGCCAAUGUGCAUUAUAAAUAUAGUUACUCUUUUGUACUCAAUGUUCAUUCAUAAUUAUUCUGAUGGCUA